Sardina pilchardus (European sardine) is the source of this 5489-nucleotide messenger RNA. It is a transcript of the gene stard7, whose product is annotated as StAR related lipid transfer domain containing 7. NCBI's taxonomy places the organism in Eukaryota, Metazoa, Chordata, Actinopteri, Clupeiformes, Clupeidae. Bases 769 to 1998 code for a protein of 409 amino acids. Gene Ontology annotation, molecular function: lipid binding. The transcript is spliced from 8 exons. The record is from RefSeq and is a predicted model, not a curated record.
CUGUAGCUGAAAAGCAUGCACUGAAGGAUCGUCACUAACGGGGGCUUGUAAGAACCUUGACAUGGAGGAAAGGGUAAUAUAAGCAACUGUCAUCUCCGCUAGUAAGAAUAUUAAUUUUCGGAUCCAAAAAAUACAGUGGUCUGAUCAGUUCUGUACUAGUUAACGUUAGCGAGCGAAGUAUCCAUCGUACUUACAAGUUAGCUACGUUAGCACUAGCCAGUGAAAUGUCAAUGUUACGUGUUUCAGAUUGUUUCACUGAUAUGCAUUGAUAGAGUAAUAUAUAAUAGAAUGCUGUCUAGUCAGCCGUUUAAAACACGGUGAAAUGCUAGGUAUGUAGUUAAUAGAACCCAGUGGUCCUUCGCCUUUAUUGAAUCGAGCUUCAGCCAGUUGAGAACGUGAAGUUAGCUGUUGAUCUGACCUAACCUUGCGUCACUGUUUUAAUCUUCAUAGUUACGAAGUGACAUUGGGAAUCUGAUAUCCAUUGUCACAGAUUUAGAUAAUAUAAUUUGCAUAUUAACUGCCACUGAUUGUUAAACCAGCUAGUUAAUCUUGGCGGAAAGGUAUUAACCUCGUGACUGAGAUGCAUGUGGUGUUUCUUCAGUAAUAGCUAACCAACUAUUUUAUACCUCUGAUACUGAGAGAUUAUCACUCGUAGAGUGGUUGGUGGUCAGGCAGUUUGACGUAAUAUUGGUCAAGAUCAGUUUGUCGUAAGUAGAUUCGUGAUACGUUACGCAAUUGGUGGCACCUUGCACAUAUCCGUGGUCAAACAUGUUUCCGUCCAUGCAACGCCGCCCAAUCUGCGAUAUUGGUGUCCGCGCAGUCCGGCUACAGAACUUGACCAGACACUUACGUGAGGGUCCAGUCAGUGGCAAUGGCAAGAACAACGCCAAACCCGGAACUGCAGCAUGGCUUGGCAAACGUGUGGGCCUGGCGCUCGCAUGGCUUCAAAGAGCCGCAGAGGGUCCAGCUGAGGCGACCUCAAAGAAGAAAAAGGAGGGCAUGAUGUCAAUUUUUGCCAAUCACUGUAGUUUUGUCACGGGCCAGAGGCUUCGGCGCGCCUAUCAGAUUGGAGAAUUGUACUCCAACUUGUACUCCGAGCGCACCAGGUGGACGCUUGUGGGCAGCAUAUGGCGCCGCUUGCAGAGCAAAAGUGCUCCAACUAGGAAACUGCUCGCCGCCCUGGCGGGCGUGUUCAUGUGGGAAGAGGAGAAGAUUCGAGAUGAUGAGCUUCGGAGGUGUGCUUGGGAGCUCCAGGCACUGGAAGCGGUCAAGAGUCAGCCUUCAACUCCAGACAAAUUUGCUGGGCAGACGGAUGCUGGCUGGGAGGUUGUCAUUGAGAAAAAGACCUUCAGAGUGUGGAGGAGACCCAUUGAGGGCAGCCAUCUGUUUGAGUACCGAGUAUUUGGCACCUACAAUGAUAUCACCCCUAGGCAGUUCUUCAAUGUCCAGUUGGACACAGAGUACAGGAAAAACUGGGAUGCUCUGGUUAUCAAACUGGAAGUUGUGGACAGGGAUGCCAACACAGGGUCCGAGGUGGUCCAUUGGGCAACACAAUUUCCGUAUCCUAUGUAUUCGAGGGACUAUGUGUAUGUUCGUCGCUACAACGUGGAUGUGGAGAAUAACCUGAUGGUCCUAGUUUCAAGAGCUGUGGAGCAUCCCAGCCUCCCCGAGACCCAAGACUUUGUCCGUGUGCAGUCCUACCAAUCCCGGAUGGUGAUCCGGCCCCAUCGCUCCUUUGAUGAGAACGGCUUUGAUUAUCUGCUCACCUACAGUGACGACCCCCAGACAGUGUUUCCACGAUACUGUGUGAGCUGGAUGGUUUCCAGCGGCAUGCCCGACUUCUUGGAUAAGCUCCACAAUGCUGCCGUGCAGGCCAAGAAUCUUGAAGUGGGCAUCCACGAUUACGUUGGCGUCAUCAAGUCAACCGCACCCAACCAAGAGCGAGUGGGCGGAGACAACACACACAACCUCGGAGGCCAAGGUCAGAUCUACGCCUGAAGUGGCCGCAGAAGGGAAUAGACUUUUGGAGGAAACCUUAGCACUGUCCCCUUCACCACCCUUGACGUCAAACACUUAAAAGGUUACUGAAUGGAGUUAACAUCAGCCAUGCAUUCUUCUCAGCCCCCUGUGAAAAAAAGUUUCCUCCCAUAAAAGACAAGAUUAUAUCUGCAUGUGUUUUCGUGGUCGUUUGCUUUUUUUGUUGCUUUUUUCACUCUUUGAGGCCUGGAGAAGCCAACCGAAGGACAGCUGUAUUACUUUGUGCUUGCCCAGAGAUUUGCCACUGGAUCCCUAGUGUGUCUCUCUCUCAGUGGCAGGAAUAUGAUCCUCUGGAAGGGAGAGAUUGAUCUCCUUAGGUCUCUGGCUCUCAACAAGCGCAGCAGAGCUGAGCCAGAUAUUCUUCCCUUGACUGUCAGUCUUGCCAUGGCCAAAGCUGAGACUCGUUCUCCCCCCACCCCCCCACCCCCUCCGACGACUUCUCUGUGUGUGUGUGUGUGUGCCCGUCUGUCUGUCCAGAAACUCUUGUCUUUAAAUUGAAUCUCCUUUGAGCACGAAAUGGUUAUCCUGCAAUGCCCUCUGUGUUAGAUCACUCCAUCUCAAACAACCUCAGUCAAGAUUUUCAACACUCUUCCUCUUCGAGAGGUUCUGGUUGGAUGGAAUAAAAAUAUGCAUACUUACCAACACUGAGCACUGCUCUUGCCUCAAACAGAAUGCAAGGGCUACGUCUGGCUGCCUCUUGCAAACCUUCAUCUCACACUUAUCUUUGCCUGAGACUGUGAAUGUCUGUUUUUUCUUUGUUUUUUUGUUGUUUUUUUGCUUAAAAAGCUUUGGGGAAAAAAGAUAACACGACUGCCACUUUGAGCCAAACAGCCUUCAGAAAGAUAACCAAUCCUCCACAUGCUAACAAGGGAGGGCGUGUCUUAUGGCAACCACUAGCAGUAUCAUCAAUUGGAGAAGUUGCUUGUGGAUUCAGGAGCUUUUUUUGCGUGAAGCUCUGCUGCCCUGUGUUGUGCUCUCUCGUCUUCGAGACCGUGAAUCUGUUCUUUCGGUGCAGACAGCAAAUUAAGUCCGGUGACAUCCAGUUCUCGUCCACGAAGGUUCUUCCAGACCUCUUUUACGGAACACUACACUGGUCCCCCUACCAAGAACAGGACUUGUGCCAAGAUAGCACUGCCUCUCGUGUUUUUCUUGCCUGUUUACUAUAAACACCACAUAUGCUAAGCUGCUGCAUUUCCACCAAAGCAUGACCUUCACAAAGGGAAUGGCGACAGGUGCACACCUCUUACUCCUGUAUAUCUGGAAUUGCCUGGAGAAUGGGAGUGGUGAAUGGGUAUGUUUUCAGUCUGACGUUGUGUAAUUAAUGCGUACUGAAGAAUAACCAAUGUGCUCUAAAAUGUGUUGGAAGAUUAACAGUCUAGUUAUCUUGAUUAGCACCCUGAUGAUCCUUCCUCAAAAGGUACCAUAAUUAUUUGAGAAGGGGAGUGUGCGUGUGUGUGUGUGGUGUUGUGUUUUUUGGAAGUGGUUGUAAAGACGGAACAUUUAAAUUCAUGUGUUCAUUAAUGUUGAUCUGGUCUGUAACAUGGCUUGCUAGCACUCUCCUGUUUGGACUUUUUUUUUUUUAAUGCAAAAUGUCUCUAAAUGGUUGUCAGGUUGAAGUUGUUGCAAACAAUUUGGGUGAAAUGUUAAACCUAAAUGACGCCACACUUACUUCACACGCAAGGAUUGAACUCACCGGUAUGGGUUAUAAAAUAUAAUAUAAUGCUUUGUUUUUGAUCUGGAAAGCUGUGGUAGGUUUGAGUUCAAAUGUAUCUCGGAAAUAUCACAAGUCAUCAAGACUUUGAGUAGACCAGAGGUCUAUAGACAUGUACAGUCUACCUUUGUUUUCUGGUGUCUUUCUCUUAGUGCACAGUUUGACCUAUGUCAAACUAAGGUUUUAGAGUUUCACAGAUUUUUUUUUCUCUCUUUCAUGUGCCGUCUGCUUUGUUUUGGAAGAUCUUUUCCCAUGCUGUUCUUGACUCUUCUGACCUGUGUGCCACUCCAUUUUUCAUGUUAUACCAAAAUAGCAAAAAUACGGUUUGUUCAUGUACAUGUUGUGAAAUAAUCAGUUUUUAUUUUUUCCAGCUUAAUCUGAAAAUCAGUUUCAUCAUAAUGGUGAUUUUGUGUCAUAUUUUUGUGUUAAGCAACUGCACUAUGGUUAUACUGUUUGCCUGUAGGAAACAUUUGUAGUGUUUUCCAUAGAGUAAGUUACAGCCUGUGCAACCUCAUUGAAUUCAAUAAUUAAUUCAUUGUUUUGUGUGUAGCUACUGCAUCAGGUCUGAAUAACCAGCAAUGCGUAUGUGUGCAGAUGCCUGGUGUUGAGACUUUUUUUUUUUCUUUACACAGUAUUUACUCCUGUUGAAAAUGUAGUAGAAAAUAUGAAGCAUUUUGCCAAAAGUGUUUUUGUUUUGGGGGGGAGGGGGUCAUAUACUCAUUUGUUGUCGUCUUUGUUCUGGUUUUGUUUUCGAUGAUUUUUGAGUUGAUGAUUUGGGGAAUAUUGUUCAUGGCAUUUUUUUUUUUCUUUCCUUUCUCAUCCAUCAGCACAGGGAGACAGUAGCAGUACACUUUCUUUAGUUUCUGAAAGAUAAACCUCAUAGGUUAUUGGUGUUGCUUUGUUGAUGGAGAAAGUUUGUUACUCCUAAACCUCCUAAAGUUAAGAUCUGCCUAAAGGAAAUGACAGGCAUUUGAAAAUAUGACAGUUGAUUAUAUUUAUAUAUAUUUCUGUCUCAUCUGUUUUCAAAUGGUGUUCACCUUGAGGUGUUCUCUUCUAAAAUAAAAUGGUGUGGUGUUGACUGAAUUGCUUCAGUAUUAUGUAACAUCACUCCCACCAGUAAGGGUUUACGGCCCAUGUAGUCUUUGCUGUUGAUAACUGCAUUCCUCAGUUGUGCUUGAAUCUAAUGGGAGUUGUCCUUAAUGCUGAACACUUUGCCACACGAAGUCUAAUGCUGCCUGUCUAAGUGGUGUUGGUCUCAAUACUGAUAUGAAAAGAUGAAGGCCUGUAAAGAUGAAUAUAUGUUGAGAAGAUGCUGGGUGCUUGCCACAUAUUAGACCGAGGAGAGUUUGAUCUAGCGAAGUCCUUCAUUUGUUGGUCAAACACUUCUGCCGUGGUUUGAGUGCUUGGUUAAGUUCAUACCUAAGAAUGUAAUGGCUUCAAGACUUCAAGAUGUUCUUUUUAUGAAAAUUGUAUUUACUCACCUACUACUAAUUCACAAGGUAGCUUGUUCAAUUAGCAACACUGUAUGCAGGUACAGGUACAUGAAUGGUCUCCGUGUGUGCGAAGUCCUUUUGCGAAAAUGUGUGUGAAUUGUUCAUGAAAUCUGUCUAACUGGUUACCUGAGAUGGUCAGAGAGAGUGGAUGGUACAACCAGUAACAUGAAUUGUUGCUAUAUGCGUUCUAGCGUCAAUGUUAAAAGGAGAGUUCUAAUAAAUACAAUAAAUCUUUUGAGUAAAAUGUC